This is a messenger RNA of Xenopus laevis (African clawed frog), 2252 nucleotides long. It is a transcript of the gene hgd.L, whose product is annotated as homogentisate 1,2-dioxygenase L homeolog. Lineage: Eukaryota; Metazoa; Chordata; Amphibia; Anura; Pipidae. The record is from RefSeq and is marked provisional. Gene Ontology annotation, cellular component: cytoplasm. Gene Ontology annotation, molecular function: homogentisate 1,2-dioxygenase activity. Gene Ontology annotation, biological process: L-phenylalanine catabolic process.
GAAACCUCUGGACUCUGCACACUGGAGAGAGAGAACUGACAGUGCAGAGAGGAGCCCAGAAAUGGCUGAGCUGAAGUACUUGAGCGGAUUUGGGAAUGAGUUCUCAUCAGAAGACCCCCGCUGCCCAGGAGCGCUGCCAGAAGGACAGAAUAACCCUCAGGUGUGUCCGUAUGGUCUCUACGCAGAACAACUCUCUGGCUCCGCCUUCACCUGCCCCAGAAGCACCAACAAGAGAAGUUGGUUCUAUCGGAUUUUGCCGCCGGUCCAACACAAGCCCUUUGUGCCCUAUGAACAGAAGAACCUGACUCACAACUGGGACGAGGUAGAACCAGACCCCAAUCAGAUGAGGUGGAAGCCCUAUCACAUUCCCACAGCCGCUGCACAGAAGCAGGACUUUAUUGAUGGGCUUCAUACUCUGUGUGGCGCAGGGGACACUCGCUCACGUAAUGGUAUCGCCAUCCACAUCUUCACUGCCAACACCUCAAUGAUAGACAGAUGUUUGUACAACUCAGAUGGAGAUUUCCUCAUUGUGCCACAGCAGGGAAAGCUGCUCAUCCUCACAGAAUUUGGGAAGAUGCUGGUAGAACCCAAUGAGAUUUGUGUAAUCCAGCAAGGCAUGCGCUUCAGUGUGGAAGUCUUCGGGGAGACCAGAGGAUAUGUUCUAGAAGUGUUUGGUGUCCAUUUUGAGCUUCCAGACCUUGGCCCAAUAGGGGCAAAUGGUCUUGCAAAUCCAAGGGAUUUCCUUACCCCUGUGGCAUGGUAUGAAGAUCGGACAGUUGAGGGGGGAUACACAGUUAUCAGCAAGUACCAGGGGAAGCUCUUCGCAUCACUGCAGGAUUUCUCCCCAUUUAAUGUUGUGGCCUGGCAUGGAAACUACACCCCCUACAAAUACAACCUGGACAAUUUUAUGGUCAUUAACUGCGUUGCUUUUGAUCACGCGGAUCCUUCCAUAUUCACUGUGCUCACAGCCAAGUCUCUCCGGCCCGGGGUGGCCAUAGCCGAUUUUGUGAUAUUUCCCCCACGCUGGGGGGUGGCAGAUCACACUUUCCGCCCACCCUAUUACCACAGGAACUGUAUGAGUGAAUUCAUGGGGCUGAUUAAGGGCCAUUAUGAAGCAAAGGAGGAAGGUUUCCAGCCUGGGGGCGGCAGCCUGCACAGUGUGAUGACUCCUCAUGGGCCGGACACUGAGUGCUUUGAGAAGGCCAGAAAAGCAAAACUGGAGCCUGAGAGAGUGGCAGAAGGGACCAUGGCCUUCAUGUUUGAAUCGUCGCUCAGCAUGGCAGUAACCAAGUGGGGGCUGGAGACGUGUCAGAGGCUGGAUAAGAACUACUACCAGUGCUGGGAAUCCCUCAGGAGUCAUUUCAACCCCAACAAUAAGUCCAUUGGCAAGUGACACUGACCAGACCAGGGUCACAGUCACAGUUUUUAUAUCCUAUAUGGAACAGGGGCUCCUUGCAGCAGGGACAGGUCAGGGGGAGACAGCAGGCACAAUGCCGACAUAAAAAUCACCCAAAGUCCCUACACGUGUUCUCUUUACUAUAUCUCUAAUCAUUAACCAUGAUUAACCCUUAAUAUCAAGUUUAACUCAGUGUCACAACUUCCCCUUUAAAGGGCACAAUCAUUGAAAUAUUUAUAUCUCACAACAAUGUUCAGCUUCAUUAUCUGCUGAAACAUCCCAAUUAUUGCAAAAGAGAAACACUUUUCUUUCAUAAGGUUUAUUUCAACUUCCUUCCAGUCAUACUCUGGUUAUAAACCAAUACAUGUGCUGGUCUGGGGCGAUCACAAAAUGUUUCACCAAUUCAGCCACCUAUGUGCGACGCCAAUACAUUUUUUGGCCCUUGGUCCAUCUAUCAGAUCAUUAUAGAGCUCUAAGCAGUCCUGUCGGGAGAGCAUUGCAUUACGGUGCCCUAUGAUCCUCGCUUGAUAGGACAUCUUUGGUCCGGCAGCAUUUUCAUUAGCUGUAGGUGGAAAGGGUAAAAAAUCCCAUCAAGUGAGGAGCAUAUGGGCACAUCAAUACAGAUAAAUAACCAGUCGUAACUAGUCUGCAGGGGUUCCUGGUCUCUGUAGAUACCGGAUAGUGAAUCUCGCACAAUAUUAAUAUAUAUUAGUAAUGUUCUGUACCGGAGGGAUGGGCAUUUAUACACAAACCUGAGACAUAUACUGAUCCCACUGUCAGUCUAACAACAGAAAUUCCCUGUAUUCCUGGAAAUUAAAUCAUGGUUUGCAUAUGAAUAAACCAAAGUGAAAAUGUU